Cynara cardunculus var. scolymus (artichoke) is the source of this 1475-nucleotide messenger RNA. Its product is annotated as patellin-4-like. Gene Ontology annotation, molecular function: lipid binding. The transcript has 4 exons. Bases 213 to 1439 code for a protein of 408 amino acids. The record is from RefSeq and is a predicted model, not a curated record. Lineage: Eukaryota; Viridiplantae; Streptophyta; Magnoliopsida; Asterales; Asteraceae.
CUAAAAUUGUAAUUUAUUCAAUCUUUUUUUAGGAAAAAAUUAGUGUGGUUGAAUAAAAUGACCCAAGAAAUCAGUGGCCACAAAAUAAUUAGAAAAUGUCGAAAAUUAAUGAUUCUCCGAUAGCCUGAUCAGAGACCCCCACUAUACCACAAUCUCACCACCGUUCGAGUUUCCGGCCAUCGGUGCACCGCCGGAGCUCGAAAUCCACAACAAUGGAAGAAGAAUCACCAAGCGAAAGCUUCCACGACACCGUUGACGAAGAAACUUUCAAGAAAAACGAAGAACAAGAAGGUUCGAUUGCUACAGAGCUGAAUAAGAAGAAAAGAAAAGCUCUGUCGGAUCUCCGAUCUCGGCUGGAAGAAUCCAUCCUCGAUUUCAGCCUCAUCGGAGAACAAUACAAAGCGUGCGAGAAUCUUAAAGACGUCGAACUUUGGGGCGUCCCUUUGUUACCCAGUCGAGGUAGUGAUAAAACCGAUAUCGUUCUCAAGAAAUUCUUGAAAGCUAAAGAUUAUAACGUCCAAAAUGCUUUGGAAAUGUUGGGAAAUACGAUUAUGUGGAGGGAGGAUUUUAAUGUGGACAAAGUGUUCGACGAAAUGUUUGGGUCAGAUCUUGAUGAUAUUGGGUACAUUGAGGGUACGGAUAAAGUCGGACACCCGUUGUGUUAUCAAAUGUACGAGUCAAUUAAGGAACGGGAUAUUCUAAGGCGAUUACGGUCGAAUGAUUUCUUACGGUGGCGGAUCAAGUUAAUGGAGGGUUGUGUUCGUAAACUCGACUUCAAACCCGACGGUGCGGAUUCCGUAAUUCAGAUAAUCGAUGUUAAGGACAUAUCGAGACCGUUUUUGAACGAGAUAUUUCAGGGUAGCAAGAAGUAUUUCUCGAUCUUGCAGGACAAUUAUCCGGGGAUCAUUUAUAGAUUUGUGAUUGUGAACGUUCCGAUGUGGUUUUUCGCGUUCUAUACAUUAAAUAUGCGAGUGAUGACGAGAAAGUACAAAGUAAUGUACGUGAAGCCAUCGGCGAUCACCGAAACCCUUCUCAAAUUCAUAGAUCCAGAACACCUCUUGGCUCAAUACGGCGGCCUCGGAAUGAAAGAUGGUGAGUUCUCGCUGAACGACCAAGUGUUAGAAGAGAAGCUUAAAGGGUAUGCAACCGAGCACCUCACGAUAGUCACACCAGAGGUAGGGAUGACAGUGUAUUGGGAUGUAACAGUAACAGGAAGUGAUGUGAGUUAUAAAGAAGAAUUUGUACCAGAUGAUGAGGGUUCAUAUAAUGUGUUAGUUCAGAAAGGAAAGCAGAUUGGGAGGCUGAAUUCUAAUUCAUUUCAUGUAGCUGAGCCUGGAAAGAUUCUUAUUACUUUUGUUAAUUAUACUUCUAAAAAUAGAAGGAUUUUCUAUAGGUAUAAAAUUAAACCCACUCUUCCCAUCCUACCCUUUUCCAGAUGAUAAUAAAACUACAUUCUCUCUUUAUUAUGCUUUGCU